Messenger RNA from Ilex paraguariensis (yerba mate), 665 nucleotides. NCBI's taxonomy places the organism in Eukaryota, Viridiplantae, Streptophyta, Magnoliopsida, Aquifoliales, Aquifoliaceae. The record is from the annotation of a GenBank genome assembly.
AUGGAGUGGCAGGGGCACCACUAUCAUGGUGUUCUGCAACCGCAACCUAAACGUUGGCCUCUCGUGACGUUCCGCCGUAAGGCUGUUGUUUGCUUGUCUUUAGUUUUCUCCUGUGCCUGUGCCUGCCAAUGGAUUCAGGCGGCGCCAUAUGGUGGAGGCAUAGUGGGCGACGCCCAUGUUGAGGAUGGGAGAGGUGACUCCUUGGCUAGGUCCUAUGCCAUUGGCGACGCCCUUGGGCAAAAUGGAGGUGGCGUUUGUAUGAGGGAGAAAGAGCAAGAGGAAGACUGGUGCAAGGGAGGUGCCCUUGAAGAGACAAGUGACGCCUGCGGUGCGCUAGGCCGCGCCAGCUGCACCCCAGGUGGCGCCCAUGUUCUGCCAGGUGGUUCCCCAGGUGUGAUCCAGGCUUCCUUUUCACGAAGUCAGUGAUGGAAACGGUACUCAAGUUGCUGAGUUUCUUGCUCCAAGUGACGGUGGUGACUUGGAUGCUAGGGGCAGCUUCGGGAAACAUGAAGGUAAGUCUGGUGGCACUGUGGGUAGUGCCAAGAAGGGAUCAAUUAGUGACUUGGAUAAAACGAGCACUCGAGGUAUGUUUCCUGGUAUUCAUUUUUACUCUUCUGUGGUUAUGGGUACUUUCUAGCUCUGUCUUAACUUCGAAUUUUGUGGGU